Molecule: messenger RNA, 687 nt
Organism: Sinocyclocheilus rhinocerous
Lineage: Eukaryota; Metazoa; Chordata; Actinopteri; Cypriniformes; Cyprinidae
Exons: 3
Coding region: 1-687 (228 amino acids)
Source: RefSeq, a predicted model, not a curated record
AUGAUUUCAGUGAUGGAGGGACAAUCAGUCACUUUAUACCCUGAUAAUACUGAAGCACAGAAAGAUGAUCUGAUUGUGUGGAUGUUUGGAGAUGAAAACAAUCUCAUUGCUCAAAUGACUGGAAAGACCAGAGCAACAUAUGAAGGUACUGAUGGGAUAUUCAGAGACAGACUGAAGCUGGACAAGAGGACUGGAUCACUGACCAUCAGGAACAUGAGAACCGAACUAUCUGGACUUUACAAACUACAGAUGAGCAGCAGCAGCAAAGGAACCACAAACAAGAGAUUCAAAGUUGUAAUAAAUUUGAAUAACGUGUCAGUGAAGGAGGGAGAGUCUUUGAUUCUGAAGACUAGUUCUGAAAUACGGAAAAAAGAUAAGAUACUGUGGCUGUUUGGAGAUGAAAACACUCUCAUAGCUGAAAUCAAAGAAGGGAAUGGAAAGAUCUCUACAUUUGACGGCAUCGAUGGGAGAUUUGGAGGCAGUCUGGGGCUAGACAUUAAUACUGGAUCCCUGAUCAUUAGAAACAUCACAACUGAACACACUGGAGUUUAUACACAGAAGGUCAUCAGCAAAAAAGGGACCACAAUCAAGAGAAUCAAUGUUGCUGUGAGAGUGAAGAUGAUUUUAGGGGUGAAGGGCAAGAAUGUGACUCUAACUCUAGAUUUAAACAUUCUUGGAAACAUUUAG